GCAUGACAUAGCAUACACUUUAAUGCUCAUUUCUCGGACUUGGUUUACAAAAGCCUGGGUUAUUUUGCGGUUAACCCAAUUAACCGUUCAUUAGCCUUCUAUCGGGUACUUGUACCCCUAUCACUGGUUUGCGGGGGGAGUCAUCAGUAUCUUGGCACUCAGCACGCACUCAGCCCCAUACUAAGCCUCACUAACCGCCAUUGUUGGUCCUUCUUUCUUUCUCCUUCUUCCCUCUCUUUCCUGCAUUUCUUCCAGAAUUUCUUCUUCAACCCCCCCCACCUUCCCAUCAUCAACUUGAACUCCUCCCUAUCAACCGCUCCUCUACCCCACAACACAACGAUACACCUCCUCCGAACAAAAAUCCUAUACACUAGUUUAUCAAGAUGUCCGAAAUCAAGCUCCUCAGUUCCGAUCAGGCCACAAUCACCGUAGGUAUGUUUGUCGUCAGCCCCACUCCUGUUGUCCACAGCUUCCGAUAGCUUGUCAUACCCGGCUAGAGGCUUUACCUCAUCCUAGUGAUGCCGGAAAUACAAAUAUGCCAUGCUAACAAUCUUUAUUCGCUCUUUUCACAGAGAAAUCCGUCGCCGAGCGUUCGAUUUUGAUCAAGAAUAUGCUUGAGGAUGUUGGUGAAGUCACUGAGGCUAUACCGAUUCCUAACGUAAGCAAUACCUGCAACAAGCCCUGCUGCCGUCACUAUUAUACAAUUCUCCAUUAACGCAUCACUCUCAGGUCAACGAAAACGUUUUGAAGAAGGUUAUCGAGUGGUGCGAGCAUCACAAGGGCGACCCCCCUGCCCAAGCCGACGAUGAUUCCGAUAGCCGCAAGAAGUCUUCCGAUAUCGACGAAUGGGAUCAAAAGUUCAUGCAGGUUGACCAGGAGAUGUUGUUCGAAAUAAUUCUUGUAGGCCCCCUCUUUACCCUCAGCAAUGCCUAACAUCCUAUUACUCUAUUUUGGCACUAACGCACAUGGCUGUAUUCUUGCACUAGGCCGCGAAUUAUCUCGAUAUUAAGCCCCUUCUUGAUGUUGGUUGUAAGACAGUUGCCAAUAUGAUCAAGGGAAAAUCCCCCGAGGAGAUUCGUAAAACCUUUAACAUCCAGAAUGACUUUACACCCGAUGAAGAGGAACAAAUCAGACGCGAGAACGAAUGGGCUGAGGAGUCAGUACCUCGCUCUCAACCUUUGGAUAUCGACGAGGCUUGCUGA
Molecule: messenger RNA, 1202 nt
Organism: Tuber aestivum (summer truffle)
Lineage: Eukaryota; Fungi; Ascomycota; Pezizomycetes; Pezizales; Tuberaceae
Source: the annotation of a GenBank genome assembly